Parascedosporium putredinis is the source of this 375-nucleotide messenger RNA. The record is from the annotation of a GenBank genome assembly. Lineage: Eukaryota; Fungi; Ascomycota; Sordariomycetes; Microascales; Microascaceae.
AUGCUAUGGUAUCUACUCAAACCAGUUAGAAACAACUUUGAGUGCAUUCUCUCGACGACGAAGGAGUCGGUCAAAUCCAACAAGGAACGAGCGUCGAUCUUUGGACGCGAGCUUGUCGCUAUUGGCGACUUUCUUAGCGAGAAAUCGAAGGCAGACAAUCUUCCCCAGUAUAUCGUUGAUAGAUUUUGGGAUUUCUUGGGAAAUUUGUGGCCGAUUGAAAGCACCAAAGGAGGGGCCAUUGACGGCACCAAGCUCAGCACCAUGUACAAGAAGCUUCUCGCCUCGAAGCAAGCCAGGGAGGCUCAGGGUGGCUCUGGCGCAGUGAUUCCCCGUGCCAACGGCGCGUCCUCGUCCGUCUCCAAGGCAGAGGCCUAA